This is a messenger RNA of Phyllotreta striolata, 747 nucleotides long. NCBI's taxonomy places the organism in Eukaryota, Metazoa, Arthropoda, Insecta, Coleoptera, Chrysomelidae. The record is from the annotation of a GenBank genome assembly.
AUGGCAUUCAAAGUCGUACUCUUCGCCGCUCUCGUAGCAGUAGCUCGUGCAGGCCACCUCAGUGGCCUGACCUACGCAGCUCCCGUUCUGGGCUCCCACAGCGCCGUCUCCACCUACUCCAACGUCCAGCACCACGCUCCAUCGGUCCACGCUCACGUUCCCGCCGUCCACUCUUACGUCGCCCAAGCCCCCGCCGUCCACGCUUACGCCGCCCAAGCUCCCCUCGUCCACUCCUACGCCGCCCAAGCUCCCCUCGUCCACUCCUACGCCGCCCAAGCCCCGCUGGUCCACGCUCACGCCUACGCCGCUCCCGUCGCCCACGCCGUAUCGGUGCCCGUCGCCAAGACCGUCGUAGCCGAACCGUCCGCUCCCGCUAACUACGACUUCGGGUACGGCGUGAGCGACCCGCUCACCGGGGACUCGAAGAGCCAGCACGAAUCCCGCCGCGGCGACGUCGUCCACGGAAGCUACUCCCUCCUGGAGUCCGACGGCACCAAGCGUACCGUCGACUACACGGCCGAUCCCCACAACGGAUUCAACGCCGUGGUGCACAAGGAGCCCGUUGUAGCUCCCGUUGUGGCCCCCGUUGUUGCUAAAGUAGCCGCCUACGCCGCCCCCGUCGCCCACGCCUACGCCGCUCCUCACGUUUACAACGCUCCUUUGGCCCACGGAUACGCUCACGGAUACGCUCCGGUCGCUCACGGUUACGCCGCUCACGCUCCGGUCGUCGCUCACAACGUCUGGUAG